GACAGCCAUGCGACCCACAUCUCCCCUGAACUGUGCCAGUAUGCGAGCCAACACAACCUUCACGUUGUCGGUUACCCUCCAGAAUCAACAGAUCGCCUCCAAGGCCUAGACAUGGUCCACUACGCGCAGAUCAAGCGCCUAUGGCCCCUGAAGGUUCAG
Molecule: messenger RNA, 159 nt
Organism: Rhodofomes roseus
Lineage: Eukaryota; Fungi; Basidiomycota; Agaricomycetes; Polyporales; Fomitopsidaceae
Exons: 1
Source: RefSeq, a predicted model, not a curated record